UCGAGGAUGCAGCGCUGUGAGAGCAGGUGGGAGUAGACGCGCUCAGUCCAGCACGAGGCGCAGACGUUCCCGCUUCUCUCCGUUGCUCGUCGUACCGUACCGGCGUGAGAGCUGGGACACUGCCCCGGGCAUUGAAAUCUGAGCAGUCAGCCGCUUUGCGCGUCUCACACGAGCCAGAAAGAGGAAGGCUUAUCUUUCCAUCCGGCGCCAGAGCUCUUCAGCUUCAACGAGGGCACGCGCGUGCCGAGUACCUAAAGCGCGCCAGGAGUGGUACCAGCAACGGCUGUGCGUGCGAGUGGGAUUCUUAGACCCUAAAUCCUUAAUCUAAUAUUUAAACAGGCUGGGAUCUCUCUCUCUUUAUCGCGUCAAGACGCAGGGAGUACAAUAUCUUUCUGAGGAGUACCGACAAAUCAUCGGACCGUUUGUUGCGUCCUCUCUACAAAGCUCCACGGAAAUUCGAAUUGAAACUGUCUUUUUCUUUCUUUGCAGAAGGGUCCCAUAAGUAUGUAUAAACAAACAUGUAUUCCACCCUGCUAGAUUCCCAACCGGACCUAGAGUAGAAAUCUAGACGUAGAGAAGUAGUCUGUUUUAUUUAGUUUCAGUGAUUCUUUUGGUUGAGUGUUAAUGGAGCAAGUAAUUUAAGACUGCUGACAGAUUCUCUCUCCUCUCGCCCAUGACACCAACUCCUGGAUUUUAAGAUUUCCGGAGAAUGGUAAAUGACCGAUGGAAAAUCAUGAACAGCGUUUCAGAACUCGAAGAUGGACAGCAACAUAAAGCGCAGAGGGUGAGCUGCAGCUACCUGGUGUGCACCAUCUUGCUGUUCGUGGCCGUUCUGCUGGCCGUCACGGUGACCGGCUGCAUCCUGCUGAUGAACCACUAUCAAGCCCCUCCCCCUGGGCCCGACGCCCCGCCCCUCAUCAGCACCAACCCCGACGAGGGCAACGCCCUGGUCACCAUCGAGCGUGGCGACGGCUCGCGCAUCAACGUCUUCAUCGACCCCAACUGCCCCGACUACAACGCCAACUUCCUGCGUCUGGAGGGCGUGCAGACGCAGCUCUUGCACUCGCUGACGGACCACGACUCCGACCUGAAGUCGGCCAAGGGGCAGGACCGGGCGCUGCUGGUCAAGCUGGCGGAGGAGGUGGCCAAGCUGGCGUCGCACGCCACGCAGCUCAAGAUGGAGUACGAGGCGCUCAGGAGGGGGCAGAGCAACAUCGGGCAGGAGCUCAACGGCCUGCAGACUGACCAGCAGAGACUCAUACAGCUCCUCUCUGAGAGCCAGGUGAACAUGGUGAAGGUGGUGAACUCUGUGAGCGACGCACUGAACUCCAUGCAGAAGGAGACGGGCAGCAUCAAGAGCCGUCUGAAGGCCGACCUGCAGAGAGCCCCCAUACGCAUCCCCCGGCCCAAGGGCUGCGCCAUCGGAGAGGGUGCCAGGCCGCGGGACUGCAGUGAUAUCUAUGCGAGUGGUCAGAGGGAGGACGGCAUCUAUUCCGUGUUCCCCGUCCACUUCCCUGCUGGCUUCCAGGUCUACUGUGACAUGACCACCGACGGGGGCGGAUGGACGGUGAUUCAGCGACGUGAGGACGGAUCGGUCAACUUCUUCCGGGACUGGGAGGCGUACCGCCAGGGCUUCGGCAAGAUCACCGGCGAGCACUGGCUGGGUAUGAAGCGCAUCCACUCACUCACCAUCCAGGCCAACUACGAGCUGCGCAUCGACCUGGAACUUGAGAACAACCACGUCCUUAGCCGUCGCCUCCUUGAGCUGGGGCUGUUCUCCGUGGACGCCGACGAGGACGGCUACCCACUGACCGUGUCCGACUACUCCGGCACCGCAGGUGACUCUCUGCUCAAGCACAACGGCAUGAAGUUCACCACCAAGGACGUGGACAACGACCACUCGGAGAACAAUAAGCAGCAACCUUCUACCAGAGCCUGGUGGUACAUAACUGCGUCCAACCUGAGCGCCCAGUACCUGCGUGGGCAGCACACGUCCUACGCCGACGGCAUCGAGUGGUCCUCCUGGACCGGCUGGCAGUACUCGCUCAAGUUCACCGAGAUGAAGAUCCGCCCCACCAGGGAGGACAACCAGUGAGCCCGGCCGCCGACCGACCGACCGACCACAGGACGAGGAGAAGGAGAAGAGAAGGAGAGAGAAGUGGACGAAGGGAGACGUACGACAAACCAACCCCUCUGUGUGUGAUCUAGUGUGAGAGACACUAACGCUGACAACGAGAGAACUUUACGGACGAUGAUGAUGAUUUAGUAGCCUCUAUACCAUGUGACCCCAGCUCUGUUCCGAUCCUCCUGAUCCUAUCCCAGGAUUCCUUACCUCCGCCCGCCCCCGGUCAGACCCUGUGGUCAGCCAAUAGUUG
Molecule: messenger RNA, 2375 nt
Organism: Alosa alosa (allis shad)
Lineage: Eukaryota; Metazoa; Chordata; Actinopteri; Clupeiformes; Clupeidae
Gene: fibcd1a
Product: fibrinogen C domain containing 1a
Source: RefSeq, a predicted model, not a curated record